AUGUCUACUUUCAAGUCUUUCACCUCUUCUUCUUCUUCCGCCUCCUCCCGCACCAUCCGAACUCUCUACAAGGUCUUGAAGGCACUGCCUUCUACUCACAUCGAUCGGGCUCGACGGGUCACUUCUGACUUCUUCUACAUGCACGACAACCUCCCUUACGGCAUGCAAGCCCGAGAAGCGCUGGACGACGAGGACCUUCUCUCGGUCCCUAUGCCGCUGGAGCUCAUCGACGCUUACGAGCCCCUCGUCCUGGAGGAGGUCUGCGCUUGCGCUUGCAAGUGCCGCAAGUCUUUCGACGUAGUCAGGGAGCCGGUCUCCACUACUGCUACUGUCGAAUCAGUCGCUUGGACUUCGACUAGGACGCCGUUGAAGCUGGACUUUUACGGCGGUUCGGAAGACGAAGUCGAGGUCGAUGUCAAGGAAUCCUUCGACUUCACCUCUACCUCCAUCGCUCUUGAGCUCGAGGACUACACCUUCACUCCGUCGUUUGACGUCGACGUCGAGUCCGUCCUCGCUUCCAUGCACGCCGAAGCCGAAGCCGAAGCCAUCAAGAUCCAGGCGAUCCAGGCUGAGGCCGCUGCUACUAUCGCCGUCGCCGAUAACAAGGUCACCACUGUCCCCGUCGAGAAGAAGGUUACCAAGACCACUUCUACCGUCGCCUCCACCAUCGAGGUGAGGAGGAGACAGACUCUCGGGUCUUCUGCUUCUUCCUCUCGUCCAUCGUCAUCGGCAUCCACCGUCUCUACCAUCUCGUCCGCUUCCACCGCGAACAACAACAAGAACAAGCGAGCGUCGGUCCUACCCACCGCUGCCGCUACUACCGUCGGCCGACCCACCGCCCGGUUCUCUCUCGCACCCCGGCCCAGGGUUACUCCGGUAGUCAACGUGAAGGUGAUCGCUUCGUCCCGACAGCCUCUCGCACCGGUCCGAAACGAGCACAAGUCGAUCAAGUCGACCAACAUCUCUCGACCUACCUCCGCCUGCUCCACCUCCUCCUGCUCCACCUCCUCCACCUCUACCGACGCCUCCUCAAAACCCAAGGUCAACCUCAAGACCCGCGUUUCCCUCGCUCCUAUGAGCAAGAAGGAACGAUUCGCCGACCUCGGGAAGGGCAAGGGCGGCAAUCCGGAUCAUCGGUGGCCUCUCGACAUCCCCACCUCCUGUGAUCUCAACCGAGUCCGAUCAACAAGAGCGUCGACGGCCAUCCGGACCGGCAAGACGAGACGGUCGAUCCCGUCUCGCCUCUCGCUUCAAGAAGGAGGACACACUAACAUCAAGAGGAACACGACCGAGGCUGGCUCCUCCCGUCGGACUUCAAGACCAACAUCAAGGUCGGACUUCAAGCAGGACAUCAAGAUCAGCAAGACGACAAGGACGAGUAUCCGGUACUCCGAGUCGGUCGAGGGCACUCCGAGUCGAGACAUCGACGAAGACGAGUCACACCUCCGAGGGUACUCCGAGUCAGAUCGACGAUCGACGAAGACGAGUGUUCACCUCUAGGACACUUCGAGUCGAGAGUUAUCGACCAGGACGAGUACCCUUCUGCCCUUAUUCUCAUCCCCCUAUUCUUCAGCCGUUUCCGUGGCUACUUCAUCCUCCCCUCUCACACUCUCGCAGCUCCCCUUCAUCGCACCUAGAGGGACUCGAAGCCCAAAGUACGGUAGUUCCCUUGUGGAUCUGGGUCCCUAGGCUGCCAUGUGCAGUUCAGACAUGUGUGCGUCUAGCAUGCUACGCCGGAAAACGAAGAGCGAGUUCUUUAAUGUUCGGUGAAGUACCUCUCCUCUCUUCUUUCUCCAGGGUGGGGUUUUCGUCACUGUUUACGGUGUUUCCCCAUCCUUUGUACUUUUUUUUUUUUUUUUUUUUUUUUUUUCAUGUGAAAUACGUAUCGAUGCCC
Filobasidium floriforme is the source of this 1894-nucleotide messenger RNA. RefSeq lists its product as uncharacterized. The record is from RefSeq and is a predicted model, not a curated record. Bases 1 to 1500 code for a protein of 499 amino acids. The transcript has 5 exons. Lineage: Eukaryota; Fungi; Basidiomycota; Tremellomycetes; Filobasidiales; Filobasidiaceae.